This is a messenger RNA of Morchella importuna, 1128 nucleotides long. RefSeq lists its product as uncharacterized. The record is from RefSeq and is a predicted model, not a curated record. The transcript is spliced from 4 exons. Bases 1 to 1128 code for a protein of 375 amino acids. Gene Ontology annotation, molecular function: protein binding. NCBI's taxonomy places the organism in Eukaryota, Fungi, Ascomycota, Pezizomycetes, Pezizales, Morchellaceae.
AUGCGUGUCUCGUUAGGUUUUACGCGCGUCUACACUGCAGACGACAUCCGCAAACCCUGUCGAAGAUCCGCGAUCUUGUACGACCACAGAACCGUUAUCACAGUCAGCACCCCCAUUAUCACCCCACCCACCACCACCUCUCCCUCUUACAAGUCUCCCUCUUACAAGUCUCCACCCACAAUCGCAAUGGCACCCCUCUCAGCGAAAUGGCACCCCCUCGCCCACCUUCCCUCCGUCCCCCGCUCCUCCCACACCCUCUCAGUCCUACACUCUACCCUCCACCACUUCUCCGGCGAAUCCCACGACAACCGCCCCCCCUCCGGCGCCGAACUACACCUCCUCCCCCUUGACCCGACCGUCCCGCUGGCCAUCACGAUUCUCGCCUCCCCCUCCGGGCCCUCCCCGCGCGUAGACGCCGCCGCUGCAACCCUCGACGACACACUAUACGUAUUCGGCGGCCGCGGUGGGGCAGACAUGAGUCCGCUCGAAGAGGGCGGUCGGCUGUGGUCGUUCACAGCGGGCGCGCAGAGCUGGGAGGCUGUUGAUCCGGUUGACGGUGGGGAGUUUCCGAGUGCGAGGGGGGGCCAUGCGCUGGUGGCGGCGGAAGGGAGGGUGUAUGUGCAUGCGGGGGUAGCAGAGAGUGGGAUGCUCGGGGAUUUGUGGGCGUUUGUAGUGGCGGAGAGAAGGGAUGGCGGUGACGGGCGGAAGGGAGAUUUGGAGGUUUGCGGGGUGGGAUGGAGUGGGUGCUCUCGGGGGGAGGUGGGCGUAUAUGACAUCCAACACGACACCUGGCGCACAAUCGAGUACCCGCCCUCGACCGGCCCCGCACCGCGCUAUUCAUCGUGUCUCGUCCCACUGUUGCACCCGGGCACAAAGAAAGAAUACCUCCUCACGGCCUUCGGCGAAUCCGGCGAGAGCGGCGGCGAGGUCGUCAAGUACCUGCAAGACAUCUGGGCAUAUGAUAUCGCCGCGGCGGAGUGGUGCGAAGUUGUCACCACCGGCGAGAAGCCGUUGGCGAGGGGGCGGUUCGGCGCGGCAGGAAAGGGCGGCCGGUGGCUGGCGAUUCAGGGCGGUCUGGAUGAGGCGGGCGAGCGGUUGGGGGAUUGGUGGGUGCUAAUGCUGGAAUGA